AUGUUCCCGCAGGGAAGUCGUUCUGACGUGUUUUCGAAGGAUUAUGGAAGUCGAAACCGGGUGGCCAAAGGUGUGCAGUUCUAUGACUGGUCCCGCUGGCAGCAGGAAUUGGUGGAUGGCGUUCUUUUCGAAAAUGCAACACCUGGUGUCCGAGAGUUCGAAAACCUUUCCCUCCGACGUCCUUUGGAAUAUUAUGGUGAUCGUGAUUUCAUGAAUGAAGUGCAGUUUCUCGGAGCGUUGGGAUACACCAUGGGUCAAGUCGUCAAUAACCCUCCUUGUUCGAAGUGUGAGGCAGGCGUGACAGGUCGCAACCAGACGGAACCCGUCUUCCCAGAGUGCGUUUCGGUCAUGGCACGGGAUGACAUGGAUCCUCACAGUGCUUCGACACGAUGGUUGUUGGCUGGUCAUUGCGCAACUUGCGCUCUUCGAGGCCAGAAGUGUUCCCUUCAGCGCGUGCAUCGAAAUUCGCAAGCAUCAUCUCAACGCGGUGCUGUGAAGCGUGAGGUGAAGCAAGAUUCUGGUGGUGGUUUCGAUACACCGCCGGUCCGCCGGGUGCAGCAUGGUUUCGAGGUGCCCGAUGAUGAAGAGGUACCGCGUCGUGGCACGAAGGAAGUGGGGUUUGGUGGUCGUCAUCGAGGGAUUUUCUCGCCUGGAGCUGAAGAUCGGUAUCCUGAGAUGAUUGUUCGAGGCCCGAGUGGUGAGCCACUGUUCAUUCAGAUGCCGGACGUGGACUACAGCAAUGCUCAGGUUCGAAAUGCCAUCCUUCAACAAUUGGCAUACAUCAGCGGCCAACUGUUUCGAAAUCCAAAUGUGAGUCUCAGAUCUCCGACAGGAUUUCAAUGGCAAGCCUCGAGUGAGCCUAACCGUCGUUCUGCUGGUCGGUCCUUCGACCCUGCUCCUGCGUUGACUCCGCCACGACGAGAGUCCGUGUAUGAACCGGGUUCGAUGGCAGCACAGGCCAUGGAGAAUAUGGAGCGAGAGGCAAGUCAAUCGAGAAGUCGUCAAGGAACUACGACUCCAGGUCCUUGGGACAUGCGAGACUCGAACGCUGGCUUAGCGUCGAGCCCGAUGGCAUCCUCUCAGGCAUUCGGUGGCCAACGUGUUCAACGGUCCAUCGAAAGUGGUGCUCAACAUGGUGGUGUUCAACGUGGUGGUUCUCAGCGUGGUGGUUCUCAGCGUGGUGGUUCUCAGCGUGGUGGUUCUCUUCAGUCGCCUCGAGGCCGUGGCAGUUCGACGCACGGUCUUUCUCCUCGAGGGCAGCGAGGUGGUGCUUCAUUUUCGAAUGACAGUCGAGAUUCGUACAAUCUGCGAAAGCGUUGA
Rhinocladiella mackenziei CBS 650.93 is the source of this 1320-nucleotide messenger RNA. RefSeq lists its product as uncharacterized. The transcript has a single exon. The coding region runs from base 1 to 1320 and encodes 439 amino acids. Lineage: Eukaryota; Fungi; Ascomycota; Eurotiomycetes; Chaetothyriales; Herpotrichiellaceae. The record is from RefSeq and is a predicted model, not a curated record.